AUCAUUAUUUUGUUUAAGGAAACACGUUUUUUUAUUGUAAAGCAUGCUUAGUAGAUGGAGUAGCUGGCAAAUCAGAAAUUACAAAGCACGCCAAUGGAAAAAAGCACAAGAAAAAUGUUGGAAAUGCUAAAAACCAAAAUAUUUGUGAAAUGUUCACAGAGAACAGUAAAUUGGAUAAUGAAGUAUGUUUGAAAAUGUAUUUUCUAUUUUGUAUAUCUAUUUUAUUAUUAUAGGUCAAGUAUGCUGAACUACAAUUGUCAUUAUUCAUAGCAGAACACAAUUUGCCGUACUCAAUUAUGAACCACCUACCUAAGCUUAUUAAAAAUAUUUGUCCAGAUUCAAAAAUUGCACACAAUUUAAAAUGUGGGGACAAUAAAUGCAAAUCCGUCAUAACAAAUGUCUUAGCAUCGGUAAGUCACGAUAAUUUAAUGAAUGACCUCAAGACACAUAAAUUUUCUAUAAUUUUGGACGAAAGCACUGAUAGAUCGGCAAUUAAGCACUUGGCUCUUGUUAUCCGAAUAGUUCAAGCACCGCUUAAUAUAAUGGAUAGAUUUGUCACUUUGAUUGAAGUGAAUAGUGCUACAUCGCAAGCCUUAUAUGAUCAUGUCAUACGGUUUUUUAAUGAUAAUAAUAUACCGUAUAAAAACAAUAUGAUUGGAUAUGCAAGUGAUGGGGCAAAUAAUAUGAUGGGCGCACAUAAUUCUUUAGCCACAAAAUUGCGCAAUGAUAUACCAAAUAUUUUUGUGUUUAAGUGUAUCUGCCACUCAUUCCACUUAUGUGCAUCAUAUGCUUGCAUGAAGUUGCCAAAAUAUGUAGAAGAUGUAGCACGAGAUGUUUAUAAUUAUAUCAGCAACAACCCUAAACGUUUAUGUGAAUAUAAAGAGUUUCAACAGUUUUUAAACUUAAAGCCACAUAAACUACUUCAUCCAGCUCAGACUAGAUGGCUAUCACUACAUUCGGUUGUAAAACGAAUACUGUCUCAAUAUUCAGCUUUGAAGUUAUACUUCACAUCUGCAGCAUUAAAUGAUGGAUUAGAUAAUGCAAAAAUCAUUUUAGAUAGACUUACCAAUCCAUUAACAUUGAUGUAUUUUGAAUUUCUCGAUUUUGUUCUCCCGUUUUUCAUAGACCUAAACAUUGAAAUGCAAUCGACAACAGUAAAAAUACAUGUAGUCUAUGAUAAGGUUGGUUCUUUGUACAAAGAAAUUCUCAAUUGUUACAUGAAAAAAGAUUAUAUUUGUACAAAAGAAGUAAACGAAAUACAAUACAGAAACCCUGAAUUCUUUUUAGAUCUAAAAGAUAUAUAUUUAGGUGGUAAGGUGAUGGCUUCAAUAACCCAAAUGUUGACUGAAAAGAAGUUAACAUAUGCGAUGAUACAGGACUUCAAAUUAAGGUGCCAAUGUUUUUAUGUGGAAGCAGCUAAUCAGGUUUAUCAAAGAUUUCCAUUCAAAUUACUUCAACCAUUGAAGCACUUAAAAAUCAUAUGUCCAGAAACCAUUUUUGAUAAUGAUGUGUCUUCAUUGGGACCCAUGUAUGCUAGUCUACCAAUUUUGUUUGGGGACAUAGACAUCAACGAAGUGGACAGAGAAUGGAGAAAAUUGCCAUUUGUUCAUUAUGAAUCUGCAAAGAUUGAUCGAAAUACAAAUAUUAUAGAUUUCUGGACAUAUAUUAGUAAAUUGAAAAAAGGAGAUGAAACUCCUAUGUUUCCAUUAAUGGUUUUUUUAGUAAAAAAUAUAAUGACAUUGCCACAUUCAAGUGCAUGUGUCGAAAGAAUAUUUUCAAUGGUUAAUGCAAUAAAAACAAAAGAGAGGAAUAGAUUGCAAACCGAUAACUUGUGUGGUCUGUUACAAACUAAAAGUAUGCUAAAAGCUUCAAGCUCUGAGU
Messenger RNA from Myzus persicae (green peach aphid), 1881 nucleotides. RefSeq lists its product as uncharacterized. The annotation marks the transcript as partial. Gene Ontology annotation, molecular function: protein dimerization activity. The record is from RefSeq and is a predicted model, not a curated record. NCBI's taxonomy places the organism in Eukaryota, Metazoa, Arthropoda, Insecta, Hemiptera, Aphididae. The transcript has a single exon.